Molecule: messenger RNA, 1412 nt
Organism: Daphnia magna
Lineage: Eukaryota; Metazoa; Arthropoda; Branchiopoda; Diplostraca; Daphniidae
Exons: 7
Coding region: 731-1246 (171 amino acids)
Source: RefSeq, a predicted model, not a curated record
UUUCAAUAUUCCCGAAACCAAAAAAAACACUGAAGAUCAACCUGCAAACAUCAUUUUUUUUGGACCAAAAUUUUUUGUCAACGACGUUGUGUGUCAAUACUGGCCAUUCGCGAUCAAGAUGGGAGAGCUAUCAGAGGCCUACUGAUAUCUUACUACUGAUAUGGUCCCUUUCCUCUCUCGGCUACACGGCCAAGCCUAUAGCUGGCCAUGCCAAAUCCUACAUUUUGGUCAUUGGAGAGAUGGAUCAGCUGGAACUUUAGGAGAAGAACAGGAACAAGUCUUUUCUACUUUUUCAAGCUACAGUAAUUCAACAAAAACAAUGGGAGCAGCAAACAGACGAGAUUUUUUAACCGGAGCAAUGUUUUAUUGGGAUGGCAGAAAAGAAAAAGGAAUGGCUCGUACCCUCACUAGACGAUUGCUGAUUGCUAUGUAUAGAGUUCAGUUUUAUCGUGAAAAACUGAACAAAUUACUAUCAGCGAAAAAAAUUCAAUUGUCCGAAUUACCUGUAAUUCAAGCUUCGUUGGAAGAAGAGGCCCGUGUUGCACGAAAGAAAGAGAAGAUCGCCUAAUUAAAGUGGGAUUACCUAUCGGAGUUAAAAAGUGAACUGGAACGGAUUCACUUCCAACACGUAACAUUGCACGACAGAAUUUCGAGUGUUGCAGUUUCUUGCAAAUGGCGAACUAAACUUAGAAGAAAGCAGACUUUAUUAAAAACGAAAGCUAUUACAGUAAUGAACGACAUAAACGACCUGGCUAACGUUAUGGUAACCGAGCAAAAUUUCUUGGAUGGCGUUUUUCCGUGGGAUUCUAACCAAAACCUUUCGUUCAAGGAUAACUUUAAAUUAGUUGAUUGUUGGAUGCUCUACAAACGAAACACAGAACAGAUUCUUCAAUGCAAACUAGAAAUGUCACAAUUCAUCACAACAAUCAGUGAAGAUAUUUUGUCGAUGCAACAUGAAAUAACAAAAUACAACUCGACUGAUGAAUUUUUUUCUGCAAGCAAUUGCCCAAUGAAUUUUUCAGUAUUUCAACAAUCUGAAAUAGUCAUUAAAACGCAAGAAGUGAAACGUCUCGAAAUAUUAUUGUCAGACUCGCUCGCCUUCAAACAAUACUUUUAUGAAGAAAAUUUAGAUGAUGAUGAUUUGGUUUUCGAAGAUGAUUGUAUGGAUGAUGAUAUUGAUGGUGAUGGUAUUGACAAAGAUGAUUUAUGUGAUGAAAUUGAAUGUUCUUCCGACGAUGAUUAUUAACUACAUCAGAUGACUCGUGUUUUCAUUGAACAACCUUUCACAGUAUUAUUAAAAGUUUGAAAAGACAAAUUUUAAGCCUACCUUUCUAAAUGUUGGUUAAGAUAUCUUUUUUCUGAUGUGAAUUUAUAGUACAUUUUUAGUGGUCAACGAAUACACGCAAAGAAAA